CAGAAAGCCGAAGACUUUGAAGUCAAUUCCGUACAAUUCUGUUGUUUUUAAUCUUUCUGAAAGAAAAACCAAAACCAAACUCUGUCACAGCAACUCAACACUUAACAGAAACAUACACAGACAGUUCAAUUAAUCCAAUCAAAAAAUUGUAACAUUCUCAAUUCAUAAAAGGAUAGAGAGAUGAUCGUCAUCAGCAGAGCAGCAGAAGACGACUUGUCAGUGCCAGUGGGGUUCAGAUUUCAUCCCACAGAUGAAGAACUGGUGACCCACUACUUGAAGAAGAAGCUGAGGGGCAUGGAUUCCCAUGUCAGCAACAUCAUCCGAGAAAUUGAUAUCUUAAAGUUCGAGCCUUGGGAUUUACCUGAGAGAUCGUUGCUGAAGUCGGAUGAUGAAAAUUGGUUCUUCUUCAGUCGACCAGAGUACAACAAGCACAAAAAAAACAGGACCACGCAGGAAGGCUUUUGGAAGAUCACAGGCAGAGAACAUCCGAUCAAGGCUCGAGACAACAGAAGUGUCAUCGGUAGAAAGAGGAUUCUGACCUUUUACAGAGGUCGUGUUCGUAAUUCCGAAAGGACCAACUGGGUCAUGCAUGAGUAUUAUAUCCCUGAUGACAAUCCUAAUUCUCAGAGGGACUUCGUUCUCUGUCGCUUAAAGAAAAAUGUGAAAAAAUCAGAUGAGAAUGCUGAUGUUGCAGCAACCUGUGAUGAAGGUGAAACUCACAACGCAUCUGAUGUCGAAAAUCAACCAGUAAAUGACAUGAAUAUGGAAUAUACUUGGCCACGGGAAAAUCUGGACUAUUUUGAGCGGGCAAGGGAUCUUUUGCUUGCAAAUUCCCCUAGUAAUAAUGAUCACAUUGCGUUUCAACCUGCUCAUGACCAGGAGGCUAAUUUUGAAGAUUUCUUAAGAACGCUUAUUGUUGAACCACAAUUUGGAGUAACCAGUGACAGAGACAGGGAACCAGUCCAUCACCGGGUCCAGAGUUUACAAAUGCGUUGUGAACCACAAAUACCGUAUGAACUACAAUGUGGUUCGAGCCAGUCCAGACGAGAUACAGAUGUUAUACUUCAUAACCAGUUCUCCAGACAGGCUUCUUCCUCUGUCAAUGUAGCAUCCAAAGCUGGUACAUAUCAAAGAGAACACAGACCACAACAGCAAUCAGGUCCCAUCAUUGUCUUUAGGGAUACUUCCGCUGACGAAUAUUAUACAAGGGAAAAAACACGCAGAAUAACAUAUCCACCAGAAAAGCCCAAAGAACCUGAAAAACCUAAACCUAAACCAGAAAAGCCCAAAGAACCUCCAUAUCCUCGAACUGCUGCUGAUUUUCCCCAGAAGCAGAUCUCUAUAACAAAGUCUAGCAUAGACAAGAAGGUGCCUCAAGGCAGUAUGGAGCAGACACAGAAUAGAACAACACCCAGAAAUUGGAAGGGUUCCUUCAUUACCUGGCAAACAUCCCCGUUGACAAGCCCCCCAUCAGUCUACAUUUUCAACACGGUUCUAGGCAUGAUUUUGUUCUUGUUUUGUGUCCGGGAAGUAGUUUUAUAUGGGGAGUGGUGCUAAACUCACUCACCAGAAAAUAGUUAAUUCUUGUUCUCUAUAUUCUGUAACACAUUGAGUAAUGCCAGUCUUACUGGGUACUUAUUGUUUGGUAUAAAAAUAUGCGCUAAUCUCAGCCAUGGCGAUGGCUUUGCAGUGAUGAAAUGUUCAUAUAUGCCUAUAGAGAUUAACAGUCUUUCUUUCUA
Molecule: messenger RNA, 1739 nt
Organism: Prunus dulcis (almond)
Lineage: Eukaryota; Viridiplantae; Streptophyta; Magnoliopsida; Rosales; Rosaceae
Product: NAC domain-containing protein 53-like
Exons: 7
Coding region: 181-1557 (458 amino acids)
Biological process (GO): regulation of DNA-templated transcription
Molecular function (GO): DNA binding
Source: RefSeq, a predicted model, not a curated record